GUAGCCUCAGAGAGGGCUCCGUUACACGCCGCCUCAGUCUCUCAGUGCCCUCGUCUGUGUUAUGUGCGCUAGUUCACUUCAACCAUCCGUCUGCUAUCUCAUGGUGGAUACCUCUCUCCAGAUCGAGACGACUGUACUGGCAGACAGAACCAGCCCCAGGGGUUAUCAGGUACAUCAACUCCUUCACAGCUUAGCGCUUCGUUAUUUCAAAUUCAUUCCAAGCCUUUUCUGCUAUUUAACGGUUUUUAGAAUCCAGGUUUUGAACCGUGUCUCUUUUCUUUCGGUGAACCUUAACCCCAGUUAAUUCUUGAGCUUUCCUUCGGAUGUAGGCCAUUCCGUCUGUUAAGUUUUCACUUCUAUGACCCUAUUUCCGCUACCUCCCCCUUCUUUCAGACUAUAAAUCUCCUUCAUUUUAUUUCGAUUUAAUUUUAAAUUUGAUUUACUUACUCCGACUAUUUAAAACUCAUUCUUUUUCAGAAAAUCAUUCAAUUAUUGAUCUCUUUCCGACUUAACCUUCCCAACUCGAGUUUUGCUUGUAUCGAAUUCUAUAUUCUUUGAAAUGGGUUAGUAUAAUAUGUUGGACAUAAUAAACGUGCCCGAAUCUAGGUGGGGUUGUGAGGACUCCGGAAUCAAUACCUCUGGCAUUGAGGGUGGAGAAACGAACCCGGACCAUAAGGUUAAAACUUGUAUGAGACCGCAAACCCGACGAUCUUUUUGUUUUAUUUUUUUUAAUUUAUUCAAAUUUGAAAUUGAUCCGCCGUUUCCUCUACUCACUCCUUUCCAAGGGCGGAACUGAUGGUACAAUGAAUUCUAAGCUCCUAUUCCUUCAACGUCUAUUUUAAGAAUUUUCAUUCCUAUUUUAUAAUCUAUAUUACAUUUAUAAUUUUCCUUAUAAUACUGCCAACUUGUAUAAGUCUUGUACUAACCUUGAGUUCAUUGUUAUAUUUUUUAUGGUAUUCUUCAAUCAGAUUAUGAUUAUUAUUAUAAAACUUUGUUUUUGUGAAAUCUUUACAUAACUCUUUAUAAAACACAGUAUAUAAAUGUCUUUAUUUCAUUAUUUAUUUUCCUUUGUCAGGUUGUUUAAUUUCUUCUUACUUCAAUCAUCCUGUUAAAAUUAAACACUUGGUAUUAGAUUAACAUUAAACAAACCUGAUUUUAAGUUACAUCUUUUUAUUUUAUCAUAUUAAAUAAGUUAACAAACAUCACAUUUUCAAUAUUCAUAAUUUCUUGGUCUAGAUGGAAAGAGUUUUACUUAGGGACACUAUAAAUGAGUUAAACGCUGGUCUUAUGUUUAUAUUGUUGCAUUAUUAGCUUUAAAAUAUUUGCAAAUUAAAUUAGUUACAAAGUUUCUUAAAGAAAUGUGAAAUUCUUUCUUUUUCCAUUGCUUCAUAAAAUUAUUUAAAAUUGGUUUGCAUAUUAACAUAUGUUGAACUCAUUAAUUUAAAAAAAUGAUGUGUCCGUUUGUUGUUAUAACAUAUUUAUUAUUUCAUUGCCCAUAUGGGAUCAACUUAUAGGUUUUUUUUAGAAUUCCUUGGGAACCACUGGCUAACAUUGAUGGAGUUUCGACUAGACAGCGCAGAAUAUUGCCAAGCUCAGCACAAAUAGACAGCUUGUGUUAAGUCCUAUUUAAAAAAGACAGUUUUCAAGAAUUAUAGAAACUACCCAGGUUACAUCAAGGCACCGUCUUGACACCUGGUGAGCUUAUUCGGAAAUAACACCCUUAUACAGGGAAAAGUGAGUGCUUUGGUUAUUACCACUAUAUUCCUUUGGAAUUCGGAGAGAAAAAAUAAAUAAAACAAAAACAUUUAAUAGUCGAAGAUAAUUUUGAGAAGAGCAACACCAAAGAUAGGGUGUGUUGAAUAAUUUCCGGCUCAUCAGAUGCUCUUCGGUGCUUAAUACAGAAGAUUUUUUAAGUUUUCUGCAUAAGACACCAUUGUUGGGAGAUCUUUUCUAACUGAUCUGAAUAGCAGUAUUUUUUUACAGUAAAUUUCGUUUAUUUAUAAAAUAUUUUUUGGCAGUUGAAGUGCUAGUGCUUGUGACUUACCGUUAAGUUUUUCUGGGAAAUGAGUAUUGAAACAAUGAGGCACAAGGAUAUUCGCCCCCCUCCCUGCGAGAUUGAGUACAAGAACAUGAAGUUCCUCAUCACCGACCGUCCUACCGACCAAAACAUUCAAAAUUAUAUCAUGCUUCCUGAUUGGUUACAGGAACUGAAGAAACAUAAUGUACGGGAUGUCGUGAGGGUUUGCGAACCUACCUACAAGAUUGAUGAACUUCAGUCUGAAGGUAUCACGGUCAAAGAUUUGGCUUAUGAAGAUGGUACUUCACCUCCUGCUGAUGUAGUAGAUGAGUGGUUUGAAUUGUUGAAGACAAGGUUCAAAGAAAGCCCCGAAGGGUGCGUCGCUGUUCACUGUGUGGCAGGCCUCGGCAGAGCACCUGUUCUGGUUGCAUUAGCACUCAUCGAGCUCGGCAUGAAGUACGAGGAUGCUGUAGAAUUGAUCAGGCAGAAAAGGAGAGGCGCGAUCAAUUCAAAGCAACUAGCUUUCCUCGAGAAAUACAAACCGAAAUCUCGAUUGAAGAUUAAGAACGGGCACAAGAAUUCCUGUUGCAUCCAAUAGCCAAUGACACAACUGUCUUUGAAUUAUGGAAUUAACUGCUUGUAUUUUAGAAGCAACUACCAUAAUUAUGUGUUCAAGUGUAUUCUUGAGUAUAUUUAUUGAAAUAUACUUUUUGAUAAAAUAAAACACCUGCACACAUAAUUAUGUAUAAUUUUAAUUAUAUGUUAACAUACCAAUAUUUUAAAUAUUUUAUGUAAUUGAUUAUGUUAUUUGAAUCAGUGAGGGAUAUCUUUCUUAUUAAGGUGUCAACAUUACGGUACCUCUUUAUUAUAGUCAUUAUAUUUAUUUCUUAAUUCAUAAAACUUUUACCGAUUUCAAAUAUUUUUUUUAGUAUCAGUAUAAUUUUCUCUGUGACUAAAAUAUUUCUAUGAAUAUAUUACAAAUAUUCUUUCCAAUACUUUAUUUUAUUUGGAUACGACAUUGAUUGGGCAGUUUUAUUUUUUUGAAAAUAUCACAAAUAUUGUUUGAGCAUCACAAGUUUUCUGAAUAAAUUUAAAAAAUAAAAGUCAAAACAAAUUAAUAUAUGAUGUCUUUCUCUAAUGAGCUGAAUAUAAAAUUAAAAAAAAAAAAAUAAUAACAAAACAAAGUAGGCUCACACUGAAACUAUUUUUUUAUUGUUGAGUUGCUUACAGUUUUAAAAAUACUUUUAACUUUGUUUAAUCUUUGACGUGAUUUUUCCUACAACAGGGAGACAUGUAAAUUAAUAAUAAAAAACUAAUAAGAUUGUAUUGUACAUAAAAAAAACUUCAUAACAAUUUAGUUUCGUAACGGUUAUAAUUUUCCAAAGAACACGCCAUAUCUUAUUUAAAUUUAAAAAAAAAUAUAUAGAGAUACAUUUUGUAUAACUAAAAAUACACUGCCAAUAUAAUAAUCUGUUAAGAUACGUAAUUUACAUGUACUCGUAUUGGAUAACAUUACUGUUUGUAGGAUUAUGCAUAAUCUAUGAAUUUUAUGCUGGUUAAGUAUUUAAGCUAAAUUUUGCAUGAUAUUGUUUUUUGGUUCCGAUGUAUUAUGAAAAAUCUAUUCACUUAAUAUCUAUUUUUAUUUUGAGUUAAAGCCAUAAUGUUACUAUGUUUUGAUUUAAUAUCUAUAUGUAUUACUAUUAUUUUUUGCUGUUGAGCGUAAAAAUAGUAUAGCUAUGGUCUUGAUAAGUUUUAAUUAUGUGCAUUGUUGUGGUAAGUUUUGUGUAAUGGAUCAUCACAUAUGUAAGAUUGUUUUAAAGGUUUUUGAAGUUUAGAGUGUGGAUGGUAAUAGGUUGUGUACUUGGCUAUAUGGUUAGUAAACUUUAUCAUUUUUUUUAAAUAAAAAAUUAAUUAAAUCAUCCUGUUAAAAAAAAAUUAUUAACCCUGUUGCAUAUCUGAGAUUUAUAAUUUAAAAUGGUAAAUAGAGAAGAAGGCAGUUUUUGAAAGAAACAUCUAUUGUAUGGUAUGAGAUAAUAUAUUAUCAUGU
Nezara viridula (southern green stink bug) is the source of this 4064-nucleotide messenger RNA. The record is from the annotation of a GenBank genome assembly. Lineage: Eukaryota; Metazoa; Arthropoda; Insecta; Hemiptera; Pentatomidae.